Molecule: messenger RNA, 468 nt
Organism: Prosopis cineraria
Lineage: Eukaryota; Viridiplantae; Streptophyta; Magnoliopsida; Fabales; Fabaceae
Exons: 2
Coding region: 1-468 (155 amino acids)
Source: RefSeq, a predicted model, not a curated record
AUGGAAACUUUGAAGGAUAUAGGGGCUGGAACUUUGAAUUCCGUAGCUGAUGCCCUUAGUCGUCGCCAUGUGCUACUUGCAACACUGCAAAACAAUGUUGUUGGAUUUGACCUUGUUAAAGAGUUGUAUCAGGAUGAUCCUGAUUUCCAAGGAGUGUGGGAAGCAACUAUAAACCAACCUUUCCACCAGUUCUAUAGACACGAUGGGUUUUUAUUUCGAGGUAAAACCCUUUAUAUUCCACAGGGUUCCUUGAGAGAAGCCAUAAUUUGGGAAGCAUAUGAUGGUGGAUUAGCUGGAUAUUUUAGACGAGAUAAGACAAUUAACCUAGUGAAGGAGAACUUUUACUGGCCUCAACUUGAACAGGAUGUCAACAGGCAUAUGCAGAGAUGCAGAAUUUGUCACUUGGCUAAAUCCAAGGGUCAAAAUACUGGACUAUACAUGCCUCUGCCAAUUCCAAAAGCACCUUAG